Messenger RNA from Ilyonectria robusta, 240 nucleotides. Its product is annotated as 8 kDa subunit-domain-containing protein. Gene Ontology annotation, molecular function: DNA binding; zinc ion binding; DNA-directed RNA polymerase activity. Gene Ontology annotation, biological process: tRNA transcription by RNA polymerase III; transcription by RNA polymerase I; transcription by RNA polymerase II. The transcript has 4 exons. The coding region runs from base 1 to 240 and encodes 79 amino acids. Gene Ontology annotation, cellular component: RNA polymerase III complex; RNA polymerase I complex; RNA polymerase II, core complex. Lineage: Eukaryota; Fungi; Ascomycota; Sordariomycetes; Hypocreales; Nectriaceae. The record is from RefSeq and is a predicted model, not a curated record.
AUGAUUAUCCCCAUCCGUUGCUUCUCCUGCGGAAAGGUCACCGGCGACCUUUGGGAGCGCUAUCUCCAGUUGAUCGCGGAUCCCCGCAAGACUGAUGGUGAUGCUAUGGACGAGCUUGGCCUCAAGCGCUACUGCUGCCGCCGCAUGAUCAUGACCCACGUCGAUCUUAUCGAGAAGCUUCUCAAGUACACGCCCGAUGGCCGAAACGAGAAGAAACAGCGAUUGAACGAGACCGAGUAG